AUGAAUAUUGAACCCCUCGGGUACACAGCCAAGUCAGCCCAUGUCCAAGGGGUACUCUCCGGGUAUUCCAUCGACAAAAGUGCUCGUUAGAAAAAAAUAACGCGGAAAAAAACCAACAAAGGUGCUAUAAUCCCGUUUUUGGCGUGUGGCUUGAAGGGUAUUUAACCCAUUUUUUUUUGGUCCUUCAUUGAGUGUAUUUAAUAGUUCUGAAGUUCAAAAAUGUGUCCUCGAAAUAACUUGUUUCAAUUUUGGACAUCGAAAAAAUGGGGUCCGAGCCAAGCUGAUGACGCCUCAUGUCAUCAGUUGAUUUGCUUACCUUUUGUGGACGUUUUCGAUUCAAGUCAUUUAUUCAGUUGGAUUUUCCUUGUUUGUUCUGUGGCCCAAAAAUGUCCAUUGAUUCAGAAUUAAGUAAUUCAACUGGCUCUAAGGAAAGUACCGAUAUAGGCCAAGAUUCUAAAGAUAAUUCUGGGAGUCGUUCGUAAUCUGAAAUUUUGCAGUAUCAAUUAACCAAUUCUAAAACAGAAAAGUGAUUUACACUCGACCGGUAUUUGGUUAAUACAUGUCACGUGAUGGUGAACACGCCCUGUGAUUGGCUUGAGCAAUAGAGGAUAAUAGGACUCUAACCGUCAGAGUGAUUACCAAGCACGACCACCGCGGUGUUUUGACAUGACGACUCGUUCUAACUAUACCGCAAACAUCGCGGCUAACCUCGCUCCUAACUCAGAAAUGUCAACCACUAGAAAUCUCCUGGUUUCUUCGUGGAAGAGAAAGGCUCUUGUUGCAGGUCGUGAGGCUAAACCAUCUCAAGACCCAAUGAUGGGACAGAGAAUUAACUCUGCGGUGAAAAUUCAAGUGCUAUAGAUAGCCCUGAGCGUUUGCCCUAGCAAAGGCCUAGGGAAUUAGGAGGAUGACAUGAAGUAAAGACAAAAAAGACUUUUCAGAUCGGUGGGAUUCGAAACACACGAGCUCCAGAUUAGAUCUACCGUCAGUUGCUCUGCCGAAAAUGCCACGAGGCCUCGCUCCCAGGGUUUUUCCCUUUCCUCAGGGAAAAGCCCUGGAUAGGAAGGAAUGAAGACCGGGUAACAUGUACUCUUCUAAUGCUUUCGUUGUCAACCCAUGACCAUGUCAUAGAGUCCAGCAUGCCGUUUAACAGUUUUGUUAAGGUAGAAGUAGGCACUGAGACAGUUAUCGAAAACACUGAGACAGUUAGUCCGCUUAAAAGCUUAGCCCACUGAUCAUGAAGUUCAGUCCUUCGCCAUUCAACACUUUUUUCCAAAACCUUUUCUGAAAUUUUAUAAACUGAGAAAUAAGAUUUUUCGUGAGUUUCUUUCAUGUUUCAGAACAUUCUGUUUUUUGAAAGAAAUCACAGUCAAAUGCCUCACAAGUUGUACCACGGAUAAUGUGUUUUUGUUUAUAGUUAGUAAUUACAAGGACAAGUGUGUCUGUUCUUUUUUUUUCCUCUUUCGAAAGCUCUGUCUUGGAAUAUCACGGCAGGGAAAAAACACGAAAACACUCAACCUCAAACAACUGCCUAAACACACAAUAUACAACACAGAACAUAAACUAAAACUUAUAUAAAAAGUUACUUCAUCAUCAGGAUACAGACAUUGCCUACUGUUUGUUAACUUUUCGGCGCUAAAUCAGGUUCAAAAUAUUGGUGUCGUGAAAAUGCAAACGUCAGCAUCACACGGACUUUGACCCUCCAGAAACUGAAAGUUAAGUUGAUUUUUUUUCUGCGUAUUUACUUUGGAGACAGUGUUUCAAGGGCCGGAAACUGAAGACUUCAGUUCCACUAAAAUCAAAAUGACGUCAGGUAGGUCAAAUUCUCGUAGACGGAUUUAUACUCUCGUCGCUCGUCGAAGUACUGAUAUUGCUGCGUAUAGUUUUAUUUUGAUGAAAUUUAAAUCACACAUCUCCUUUUCGGUAUGAAAGUAUAUAGGAUUCAAAAUAUGCCCCUUUUCCUGAUCCCCGUGAGGAGUGAGGUUUCCCCAAAAAGGGUACCUUCCUGUUAAAGGGACAGGUUCACGGUUCAGCGCAUGCUCAUUUUUCCAAUUUAUUAUUAAUUAUAUCGCUUACAUGUAUCUCAGCGAUCUCUGAGUGUAUUUCAAAGUAGAAGUGUAUUUCAGAGUAACCUGAAGCGGGAUGAUGGAGGAGUGCUAAAAUCGCAGGAAAAUUAGUGGAUUAUGCCAACACUACCAACGUUGAAUUUAUUGUUGACCCGAAGGUUUUAUGCUAUGGUUGAUUGAUUUAUAGCUAUUUGCGCCAAAGUUGAUCAAGUGACUGCCAGGAAAGUGUACAGAUUGGUUGUUUGACAACAUUAUGACAUGAUCAUAUUGCUUUCAUAGAGGAUACAGCAUGUACCAGUAGAAAAACAACAUUUUGAUUAACGAGCAUGCGCUGAACGGUGAACUUGUCCUUUUAAUAAUGUAUAUGAGCUGGUAAGCGGUUAGACCUUAGGGUGGAGCCUCCCCGAAAAUAAAACUUGGUCGAGUUAGCUCCCAAGGUUCUUAAUGAAUGUUCCACUGGGCCUAAGCUUUUCGUGUUAACAAGCACGUCGUCUGAAUUGCUCUUUCGAAGGUGAAGGGUCAGGAGUCAGAUGAAAAUAAUCGCAUUUUUUCACAUCCACUCCCGAAGAUAGACAUGUUGAAGGGCGUAUUUAAAAUACACGACUCUUGUUUUGUCCUAUCUCGUCUAAUUUAAACUCGAACCCGGAGGCGCAUAUCACUCAAACGGGGGCAAGUAGGAGCCGGGUUUUGUUUUUCUUCUUUUUUUAUUGACAUGGGGAUGUGUUUAUGACUUCAGUCUCAAGUUUUAGUCCAUUAUUGAUCACAUCUUCCCCACUCCACCCUUGAACAAAGAGGCACUCCAACCAGGGUGGUCAUCGUAAGGGUGUUGUCACGUCCUCUGUUGUGGUCACACAACCGCUGGGGGUUAAAGGUAAAAAACAAUCGAUCAAUAGAUAAAUAAAGUAAGAUAUGAAAAAUAAAAGAGCUGAGAUGAAUACAUUACAACUGUCAAAACCUGAAAUGCCUUACAACAAUAGAGUCAAUCAUGAACGCCAUAACGGCUCACGAGCGUUCAUACCAAUAGCGAAGUACCGUAUUUAUUCGAAUAAGCGCCAAACCUCGAAGUAGCGCCCACCUCGAAUAAGCGCCCAUCCUAAAAGCAGAAAACUUUAGUAAGUGCUCAGCCUCGAAUAAGCGCCCACCAACGCCCUACCCCCUCCACUCCCACUCAAAAUUAAAUAAGCACCCGCCCCCUUCCCCCUCCCACCUAAAUGCAGGAAACAUGCGUGCCCCACCACGUCGCGAAAUCGUGCAAUGGAUUCUUGACACCUGGGAUAGUUUGGAUAGAGAUCCUUUUAUUCGUUCUUUCAGAAGCUGCGACUGUGGCUCCUGACAGUCAUUAAGAUAACCAAAUUCACGUCCUAAAGGAGGGUCAGCCUUGUCAUACGAGUCUAGAUCGCCUAACAUCCAUCCAGCAAGGUUUAUCUGCUUUCCUGGCGACUAACCCAUUUGCCCACGUUACGAUGCCAGACAUCGAGGAGGCAGCAAAAAGGAAUUUUAAAUCACUUAUUGACUUGAGUGACAACGAGAUUGAAAUUGAAUCUGAAUAA
Messenger RNA from Porites lobata, 3616 nucleotides. The record is from the annotation of a GenBank genome assembly. NCBI's taxonomy places the organism in Eukaryota, Metazoa, Cnidaria, Anthozoa, Scleractinia, Poritidae.